AUGCGGAUAAGAUUCAACAGGAAAGCUUUGCGACGAAGUCUAGGGCCCUUCGAGCGCCGGAGGAUCUCCAUACUAUGCUCGUUCGGAUUUGCGGUAUGCUUCACUGUGGUCUGUAUGGUUCAGGAUUUUUCAGCAAACUCCACGAGUACAAGACGAUUGUAUGAGGAUGAGCUGACCACUAGCACGACUGUUGCCCCAAACUUGUAUCCGCCAGACUUGUUGCUGAAUGAGCCUUACGAAGACGAGCCUACAGGCAAAAAGUUUUUGGCCCUGCUCCACUGCAUCGGCAUCGCCUACAUGGUGUUGGGUCUGAACACGGUUUGUGACGUAUACUUCGCGGGGGCUAUUGACUUGCUCUGCGAUGCCUGGAGUUUAACACCCGAUGUCGCCGGCGCAACCUGGAUGGCUGCUGGUGGAUCAGCCCCAGAGUUCUUCACCUCCAUGGUGGGUGCGACGAUUGCCCAAAACGAUGUGGGCUUCGGCACCAUUGUAGGAUCGGCAGUUUUCAACGUACUCUUCGUGAUCGGACUGUGUGGUUACGUGGCCAAGGGCAAUAUAGAGCUGACUUGGUGGCCACUCUUUCGGGACUGCACCUAUUACAUUUGCUCGCUGGCCGUACUGGCAUCCUUCACAUACAACCAGACCAUAACUGCUGGGGAGGCCAUCAUUCUUUUCUGUUUGUAUCUAGGCUACGUGUCCUUCAUGUUUAUCAACAGGCCUUUAAAUAUCUGGGCGUAUGAGAAGACAGGUACUCCUUUGAACAAGGAGCUGCGGGAAUAUGUCGAGGAGCUGACCAAGACGAAGGCCGCUGCCAAGGUGGAGCCUGAACAAGUCGGCGGACCAGAGCAGGAAUUAUCCGCAACAGUUGCUCCCGAGCCUGGCCAGCCUCCCGAGCCCGGCCAGCCCGGCCAGCCCGAGUCUGAUGGGCGACCGGAGACCUCCACGGACAACUACAUCAAGGAAGACAGAGUAGUGAGCAAGGAAGUCGCAGAAGCGGAGCCGGCGGGGGACCAGGAGACGCAGGACAUAGAGAAGGCAGAUCCUUCCCCUGCCGCUGAUCCGGAAGAGGGGGAGGACGAUGAGGAUGAUGACGAUGACGACGAGCCUGAAGAUUUCUUUCUCGUGCCAGAAGGCACGCUGAAUCGGAUACUCUGGGGCCUGAGUGUGCCCCUCUAUGCACUUCUAUACUUCUCAAUGCCCUGGCCUUCCAAAGGCUCCAAAAGUUUCAUGCGCAUCUUUGGAAUGUCAUUGCUGUGGAUUGGUGGGUUCGCAUUUCUUCUCGUUUGGUGGACCGAUAUCGUAACGACGGUGGUAGGGAUACCCACCAUCGUCUCCAGCGUCACUUUCCUGGCGGCCGCAACAUCCAUCCCGGAUGCAGUCAGCUCCAUGGCCGUUGCCCGAAAAGGACAAGCCGACAUGGCGGUGAGCUCCUCGAUCGGCUCCAACAUUUUCGACAUCCUAACACUGCAGCAUGUGGAGAAUAGCUUGACACGCCCGUCCAUCCUCUGGUCGGAGCGACCCGGCUUUGAAACGAGAGUUUGUGGCAUGAUCCAACAAGGAGACUUCUCUCAUAGAGGCUGGCGGGCUCGACUGCAGGGGACCUCAGAUGCAAUGGGCCUGGUGCGCUUGAACAAAAAGGCGCUGCGAAGCCUAGAGCCCUUUCAGCGGAGAAAGAUUACCACUCUCAGCUCAAUUGGAAUUGCUCUGGCAUUUUGCCUGGUCGCCGUGAUCCAGGAUCUAUCCAAAGAUCCGUCCGGUGGAAGCCGGAGGCUGUACGAAGAUGAUCCCAUCUCCGUCACAACAAAAUCUCCGAGCUUGUACCCUGACGACCUGCUCCUCAACAAGCCUUAUGAGGACGAGCCAAUAGGGCGGAAGUUUUUGAUCCUGUUUCACUGCGUUGGCAUUGCCUAUUUGGUUCUCGGAUUGAACACGGUGUGCGAUGUCUACUUCGCGGGAUCCAUAGACCUACUUUGUGAUGCCUGGAGCUUGACACCGGAUGUUGCUGGCGCAACCUGGAUGGCAGCAGGUGGAUCUGCCCCUGAGUUCUUCACAUCCAUGGUUGGCGCGACCAUCGCCCAGAAUGAUGUUGGCUUUGGUACGAUUGUUGGAUCCGCUGUUUUCAACGUUCUCUUUGUCAUCGGCCUGUGUGGCUACGUUGCCAAAGGAAACAUCGAGCUGACCUGGUGGCCUCUCUUUCGGGAUUGUUCGUACUACAUCAUGUCCUUGGGCGUUCUGGCAGCUUUUACUUACAACCAGACCAUUGCAGCGUGGGAGGCGGGUAUCCUCUUCGCCCUUUACAUUGGUUACGUUUGCUUCAUGUUCAUCAACAGGCCUUUGAACAUUUGGGCGUACGAGAAGACAGGCACCCCGUUCCCCAAAGAGCUUCGCGAAUACGUGGAGCAAAUGAAAUCCAAGAGCAAAGUGGAGCCAGAAGAAGUGGUUGUGCCCAGCACGGGUGCCCCACCACCAAAGCCAGGUGCAGAUUCAGAAGCCGAACGGCCGGAGCCGGCAAAGGACAACUACAUGAAGGAAGACCGAAUCGUUGAGAAGGCGAAGCCAGACGACGAGGAGCCGAAGGAUGUGGAGAAAGCAGGCACUGCCACGGCGGAUGGUGAGGACGAAGACGACGAUGAUGACGAGCCGGAAGAUUUCAUGAUUGUGCCAGAAGGAGCCUUCAACAGAAUAUUGUGGGGCCUUGCCCUGCCAAUUUAUGUGAUGUUGUACUACACUCUGCCUUGGCCUUCCAAGGGCUCGAGGUUGUUCAUGCUUACAUUCGUCAUCUCCUUGAUGUGGAUUGGAACUUUUGCCUUCUUCCUGGUUUGGUUGACAGACACCGUGACGACCGUUCUUGGGAUACCCACUAUCGUCUCCAGCGUCACAUUCCUGGCCGCUGCGACUUCUAUCCCCGACGCCGUCAGCUCCAUGGCCGUUGCCCGGAAAGGACAGGCAGACAUGGCAGUGAGCUCAUCCGUUGGUUCCAACAUUUUCGACAUCCUGGUCGGGCUACCAGUUCCUUGGCUCUUGAAGUGUGCGCUGGAAGCAGACAACCCUGAGUUUAAGGGUGUCAGUAUCCAGUCUCCUUAUCUGAUGUUUUAUACGUGUGUACUCCUGGGGAUGGUUUUCGGCACUGUCCUCAGCAUCAAGAUCUGUGGCUGGAAGCUGCAGAAAGCGCUGGGUGGCUGCAUGGCGGUGCUUUAUUUCGUGUUCAUCAUCACGACUGUGGUGGUGGAGCUGACCCAACCGGUGUGGUUAAUGACAAACCCUCCGGCGUAG
This is a messenger RNA of Symbiodinium sp. CCMP2456, 3273 nucleotides long. The record is from the annotation of a GenBank genome assembly. NCBI's taxonomy places the organism in Eukaryota, Dinophyceae, Suessiales, Symbiodiniaceae.